Molecule: messenger RNA, 1683 nt
Organism: Camponotus floridanus (Florida carpenter ant)
Lineage: Eukaryota; Metazoa; Arthropoda; Insecta; Hymenoptera; Formicidae
Gene: APP-BP1
Product: NEDD8-activating enzyme E1 regulatory subunit
Exons: 8
Coding region: 1-1617 (538 amino acids)
Biological process (GO): ubiquitin-dependent protein catabolic process; protein ubiquitination; protein neddylation
Cellular component (GO): nucleus; cytoplasm
Molecular function (GO): NEDD8 activating enzyme activity; ubiquitin activating enzyme activity
Source: RefSeq, a predicted model, not a curated record
AUGGCAUCUCCCGAAUCAAAAUCACCUGAACAAUCCGAAAAAAAUCGAAAAUACGACAGGCAAUUAAGAUUAUGGGGCGAUCAUGGUCAAGCAACUUUAGAAGCUGCUCAUGUCUGUCUUAUAAAUGCCACUGGACUUGGUACAGAAAUAUUGAAAUCGCUAGUACUUCCAGGAAUAGGAGCAUUCACUAUAGUCGAUGGCAAGAAGAUUACUGUUGAGGAUGUUGAACCUAAUUUUUUUCUAGAAGCAGACAGUGUUGGAAAAUCUAGAGCACAAGUAGCCACUGAAAUGCUUUUGGAGCUGAAUCCAGAUGUAACAGGUGAUUACAUUGAUGAAGAGCCAGAACAAAUUUUAUCCAACAGUCCAGACUUUUUCAAUAGCUUUACAGUGGUUGUAGCUACUGCACUGACUGAGAAAACAUUGGUCCUUCUGUCAAAAAGGCUUUGGGAAUUGGAUAUUCCUUUAAUAGUAUGCAGGAGUAUAGGCUUUAUUGCAUAUAUGCGCAUUCAAAUAAAAGAGCAUACUGUUGUAGAAACCCAUCCAGACAACGAAACGCCAGAUUUACGUCUAGAUAGACCAUUUGAUAGCUUGAAGAAACAUUUAGAUUCCAUAAAUCUGGAUGAAAUGGGCUUCAAAGACCAUUGUCAUGUACCAUAUCUAAUUAUUCUAUAUAAAUACUUAGAAAAGUGGAUUUUGGAGCAUCGUACUUUACCAAAACUGUAUAAAGACAAACAACAGCUCAGAGACAUGAUUAAGAGUGGCAUAAGACGUGAUGAACAUGAUUCGUCUAAUAGUGAAGAAAAUUUCGAGGAAGCUAUGAAAGCUGUGAAUACAUGUAUAAGAGCGAGCGAAAUUCCCGAAAAUAUUAAAAAUAUUCUAAAUGAUGAUCGUUGCAUUAAUUUAACAGCAAAGAGCAGCUCUUUCUGGAUUAUUGCAAAAGCAGUGCGUGAUUUCGUUGAUAAUGAAGGAAAAGGACUGUUACCACUUAAGGGUACUCUACCUGACAUGACUGCAGACACUGAAAAAUAUAUUACGCUCCAACAAAUUUAUUAUAAGCAAGCAUCAGCAGAUGCAGAAGCAGUAUGGCGACGUACUUUGCAAUUGCUACGUCAAUUGGGGAGACCAUCAGAUUCAAUUUUAGAAAAAGAUGUUAAAUUGUUCUGCAGACAUGCCUCAAAUAUUCAUGUAGAGAAAGGAAGCUGUAUUGCAGACGAAUACGAUUCCAAAGUUUUUGAUACUAACAUUAUAGUUCAAAAUUUGGAGACUCCAGAAAGUAUGAUGAUCUAUUAUGUUAUGCUCCGGGGAAUGGAUAAAUUUCAAGCAGAAUACAAUUCAUAUCCUGGCGAAUUCGAUGACCAAGUAGAACCCGAUAUUGUAAAACUUAAGACAUGCCUGACAAAAUUAUUAAGUGAAUGGGGAUGCGGGCCAUUAGCUAAAGAUGAUUACGUGCACGAAUUUUGCCGAUUUGGUGGCGCAGAAUUGCAUUCUGUUUCGGCAUUUCUAGGUGGUCUUGCAGCACAAGAAACUAUCAAACUUAUUACAAAUCAAUAUAAACCUGUACACAAUACCUUCAUCUAUGAUGCUGUUACAUCAAACUCUGGAACAUUCUUUUUCUAAAACUGUUAUGUGUGGAAAAAAAUGUAUCUACAUUAAUUAAAGUAAUAAUACAAUUUUACAGCUUAU